Messenger RNA from Letharia columbiana, 426 nucleotides. RefSeq lists its product as uncharacterized. Lineage: Eukaryota; Fungi; Ascomycota; Lecanoromycetes; Lecanorales; Parmeliaceae. The record is from RefSeq and is a predicted model, not a curated record. The transcript has a single exon. The coding region runs from base 1 to 426 and encodes 141 amino acids.
AUGCCGAGUCGUCUAUAUCUCGCUUACUUCACCUCCACAGAGCCAUUUCCCGCGGCCAAAACGACCGCCGCCGCAACAUCUACCUUCUCUGGUCCCACAGCUGCGCCUUCUUCCACGGUGGCUCUCAGUCCUCAAACCAAAGAGGGUGUUGAACUGGGCGUGUCUUUGGGAGUCUGCGCCUGCGCCUGGCUAGGAGUCUUGGUUCUUCUUCGGUACCCUCGGCGUAAGCAGCAAUCUCGCAUUGGACGUAUGAGCUCUGUGGCAGAUCCUAAUGAUGUUCCUGAGGCUAUCGAAGAUAAGUCGACAGCAGGGAGUAGCAAUGGGGAGGGCUCAGAUGGUUUCUCUGAGCUCCACGGGGCAGAGGUGAACGGCUAUCAGAAUGAGUUGGAGGGGUCAAUGGCGGAAGGAAGGGAGGAGCUUCCUUAG